This is a messenger RNA of Annulohypoxylon maeteangense, 1198 nucleotides long. RefSeq lists its product as uncharacterized. NCBI's taxonomy places the organism in Eukaryota, Fungi, Ascomycota, Sordariomycetes, Xylariales, Hypoxylaceae. The coding region runs from base 213 to 575 and encodes 120 amino acids. Gene Ontology annotation, biological process: protein insertion into ER membrane. Gene Ontology annotation, cellular component: endoplasmic reticulum membrane. The record is from RefSeq and is a predicted model, not a curated record. The transcript has 3 exons. Gene Ontology annotation, molecular function: protein folding chaperone.
GCAUCUUCUCUCCCCCGUCCACGUAAUUGCGGUAACUGAACGGUCGACCUUUUCCGAAGCUCGGUCCAAAACAAGUAAACCCGGCAUCGAAAGAAGAAAAAAAACUUACUGUAGUGUCGCACCGAGUAACGGAACAUAUUCGAUCGACCACGCCGGUUUAUCCGAUUUUGAGAACGGUAGAGAGGAGUGAUAAUAAGUAAUUGUGGAAGGAAAUGGCGUCUGUCAAGAAAGACAUGCGACGGCAGGACUUGGUGGUUCCGUAUCAGGAGCCCGGUCCCAAGGCCGGUGACAACGCCGAGUUCUCAUCGACCCUAUCAUCGACCCUGCCCAUGGCCGCCAUCUUCACGCGCAACCGAUACAUCGGCUGGGCGUCGGUCGUCAUCAGCAUCCAGAGCUGGCUCGGCGAAGGCGAAGACGCAAGCAAGAGCGGCAGUGCUACGCCCGGCUAUUUCACCGUUGGCAUGUCCUUAAUGGCCCUCGCCGUAACCUACCUCCCUCUCUUCCUCCCCCAACCACCAGGCCAGAUUCCCACAGGUACCGAAGCCGCAGCUCCUGUUCCUCCUGUCGGCGCAUAAUAUAUAUAGUAUAGCGGAAGUUAGGAUAAUGCGAUAUCAAAACCCCAAAACAUCAUGGCCGAAGAUGCUGUAAUUGUAUGAGUAUAUAACCAGGCGGGCGAGCAAAAGAACAUUCUAAUGAAAUAUAUAAUCACGCCAUGUAGUCAAGUUGAUAAGAGACGAGUAAUGAAAAAGAACUGACGAGCCUCAAAACAUGCUUGGAAACACGUGUCUUGUACAUAAUCCGCACAUAGAACCACAAACACGACCAAUUUAUCAACACCACCACGAAAACAAAAAUACCAAUCUCAUAAAAUUCCAGUUGUCAUUAUAAACAGCCCAGCGCAGCCCGAGCGUAGCCAACCGCCGGCACCUAUGGAUAUCAAGGACUAUCCACCAUAGAACAAGCUACCUAAGCCAAGCAGAACGCGCAAUCUCGUAGAGCAGUAUACUACAACGACGACGACGACAACGACAACGAAGUCAUCCACCCAUCCACCCAUCCAUAGCGGAGAGUACCACGUAAAAAAAGCGUAUAUGCGCGCACCCAACACAAUCUCAAAAAGUCACCGCACCGCACCGAUCCCAGCCCCCAUCCCCCCGAUCCGCCAUCGCCUCCACCAACUCCAUUAGAUGAGAAAAAA